AUGUUAAAGAUGCGGUCGCGUGAUGCACUCCGAUCACAUGCCAAUAACCAUUGUGAUGCUCGUUUGAGGGGUUUACGAGUGCGUUUACAGACACGCAAAAUGGAUUAUCUGAAUAAACUGCGCUCAACAGUGACAUCGGUUGCUGCACAAGUAAGUAAUGCGCUACCGGGUAAUCCAGUCACACGCGACUAUGAAAUUGUAUCGCAGAUUGCAUCUGCAGGACCGGGCCUCAGCUGGAAGAUCUACGCUGCGCGCAAACAUUCCACUAAGCAGGCUGUUGCUGUAUGGCUAUUCGAGAAGAAAGAUUUAGAUAGGUGGCCGAGACAUGAAAGAGAAUUAUUUAUUGAUGUUCUUAAAAGAGGUGUAUCUCAGCUAACACGGCUUAGACAUCCACGUAUCCUUGUUAUUGAGCAUCCUCUCGAAGAAUCUCGAGAUUCAUUUGCGUUUUGUACGGAACCAAUAUUUGCGAGUUUGGCCAAUUGUUUGGGACGAUACGAAAAUAUCCCAUCUGGCAUGCCAUCGCAUUUGGCGGACUUCGAACUUCUGGAUAUUGAAAUCCGGCAUGGUCUUUUUCAAUUAGCUGAAGCACUGUCCUUUUUGCACAUCGAUGCACGUAUGCUUCAUCGCAAUAUAUGCCCGGAAAGUGUCAUUGUGAACGAGAAAGGUGCUUGGAAGUUGGCAGGAUUCGAUUUUUCCGUUCAGGCGACGACGUCUGCAAAUGGACAAAUGCAAUUUGAUAUGAUUGAAUGGAAUGAGAGGACAAUGUCAUUAGUGCAACCAUCGUUGGAUUAUUUGGCACCGGAAUACAUAUUAGGUGGACGAUGUGAUACGUAUGCCGAUAUAUUUUCAUUGGGUAUUUUAUCGAUUGCUGUAUUCAAUCGUUGCCGACCACCGUUCGAUCACCGAAAUUCUAUUGAUACAUUUCGAAAAAAUGCUGAGAAGUUGAAGGCGUUGCCUAAUUCAGUACUGGUCAAUCUUCCAGCGCAAUUGCGCGACGAUGUGAAGAUGUGUCUCAACUUCACACCUGAUCUUCGACCUGAUGCGACACAGUUUUCUAAGAUAAUAUAUUUCGAUGAUGCAACGAUGAAGACAUUCAACUAUCUUGACUCGUUGUGUCAAAUGGAUAAUGCUCAAAAAAUGCAGUUUUUCAAAGCGUUACCGCAAGUUUUGAAAAAUUUCCCUAAGCGUCCUCUACUGCAAAAAGUAUUACCGUACUUGUCGGCUGAAUUCACGACGGCUGACUUGAUUCCAUUCAUCUUGCCAAGUAUAUUUCUCAUCGCUGAACAGUCGACUGACUCUGAAUUUGCAUCUGUUAUUUUACCGCAGUUGAUUCCGGUAUUUUCAAUGGAUAGACCCUAUCAAAUUGUAUUGAUGCUGUUACAAAAAAUGGAAUUACUUCUGCAGAAAACGCGUGAAGAUGAUAUCAAACGAUAUGUUUUGCCACUUAUCUAUAACGCGUUAUCGAACGAGAUCACUAAAAUACAGGAACUUUGUUUGUCAAUAAUACCGAAUGUUGGUAAACUGGUGGAUCGUGAUUCAAUGAAGACACAUCUUUUACCGAAACUUUUACGUUUGGCGAUGGAAGAUGGAGUUUUAUCGGUUCGAGUGCAAGCGUUGAUUUGUCUUGGUAAACUGUUACCGACGUUGGAGCCAUGGAUGGUCUCCGAUCAGAUAUUACCGUCAUUGUCAAAGAUAAAUAGCAAAGAACCUGGUGUUCUGAUGGCAAUACUUGGUAUCUAUAAAUUGGCAUAUGAGAACACUCGUUUUGGUAUAUCACGUGAGCAGUGUGCCAGGAGUGUUCUACCGUUCCUUAUUACAACAUCGGUUGAAAAUACACUCAACUUGCAUCAGUUUGAGCAGUUUUUCGCCAUGAUACACGUCAUGCUGAAAAAGGUAGAAACCGAGCAACGACAACGACUUGAGCAAUUAAGUGCGAGUCAAGAAGAGCAGCGUAAUAUACUCGAUUUCAAUGAAGUGAUUGCGAACACUGAAGCGAAGAGAAACGUGGGGCCGUUGAGUUUGGAAGAGAAGAAGCGUUUAGCUGCUGAACAAGAGCAGAAUGUGCGUAUGCGAGCACAGCCAAGUAUUCUGCAACCGUCCUCUGGUCAGAGUGCUUCAGUCUCCAAAAAUAUAUCAAUCUCAAAUCAGAUGAAGCCUGUCCCAAAAUCAGCAUUACCCAUGGAUUCGUUACUGGAUUCACCUCUGACGACGUCACUUCUUCCGCCGUCAACACUCGCAGCAAAUCAAACAUCCGCCAGCGUAGCUACACCGGCCAUUGAUCUGUCUGAAUUCCUGACUCCUUCGUUGAGUAAAGCAAGCAUGCCAGCAGUCAAGUGUACGAGUUGGGACGUUAGCUGCGCUUUGAAUGCAACCAAAAUCGGCAGCAAUUCGUCCAAUUACAUCAACUUUCCUGCGACGCCUGCAUUUGGAGCAGCACCGAGCAUUGAGCAGCAAUUUGGUGGUAACUUGAACUUCUCUUCGUCGUCCUCCUCAGCGAUAUCCGCUCUUCCUCAACCACCACAAUCACAAAAUCCUGUACACCGUCAGAGUAUGUCAUCAACUGGAAGGGGAACAUUGCAGUCAUCAUUUACAAAUCUUCGACCGAAUCAUCCGACGUCAUCGUCGAAUUCUGCAAAACGGGAUUUAUCCGCGUUCGAUAAUCUGUUGUCCUUUCAAAAAUCUUCGUUCAAUUCGUCCUCUAGUGCUGGCAAUAUGCCAGUGAAUAACAUGAUGAUGAUACAAUCGAAAAAUCUCAACGUUCCUUUCGAACAAAAACCAAAGAAGAUCACUACAAAUGGUAAGGAUCCCUUUGCGAAUCUGUUCACUUGA
Messenger RNA from Anisakis simplex (herring worm), 2829 nucleotides. The record is from the annotation of a GenBank genome assembly. Lineage: Eukaryota; Metazoa; Nematoda; Chromadorea; Rhabditida; Anisakidae.